Vanrija pseudolonga is the source of this 1632-nucleotide messenger RNA. Its product is annotated as Choline transport protein. The coding region runs from base 1 to 1632 and encodes 543 amino acids. Gene Ontology annotation, cellular component: membrane. NCBI's taxonomy places the organism in Eukaryota, Fungi, Basidiomycota, Tremellomycetes, Trichosporonales, Trichosporonaceae. Gene Ontology annotation, molecular function: transmembrane transporter activity. The transcript has 3 exons. Gene Ontology annotation, biological process: transmembrane transport. The record is from RefSeq and is a predicted model, not a curated record.
AUGACAAGCGAAGACCACCACGCCGACAGCAAGGCCGACCCCGCCGCGCUCGCCGCCCACGACGCGUACGCCGCCGAGGGCACUCUCAAGCGCAACAUCGGCGCGGUGGGCAUCGUCGGGCUCGGCCUCUCGAUCGUCAACGGCUGGGUGGCGAUGAGCUCCACCAUCGUCAUCGGGCUGGGACAGGGCGGGGCGCCGCUGAUUCUCUACGGGCUGAUCGGCACGAGCGCGAUCAACGCGUUUGUGAUUGCGACGAUUGCGGAGCUGGCGGCCGCGUACCCCACCGCCGGGGGGCAGUACGUGUGGUCGGCCAUCUUGGCCGGAUCCGCCCCGCGCUCCGAUGGCACGCCGCGCCGCCACCCCUUGGCCUUUAUCGUCGGCUGGGCGACAGUGUACGAGUGGAUCGUGAUCGUUGCCGCCGUGUCCAUUAUCGCCAGUCAAGCCGUCUUCGGCCUCGUGACCACCUUCAACCCGAGCUUUACCGUGGCACGAUGGCACGUCUUCCUCAUCUUCGAGCUCGUCAACACCAACUCGCUGCUCGCGAAUGUGUUUUUCCUCACCCGCAUGCCCGGCAUCGGGACCUUCUUCCUCGUGCUCAGCAACGUCGUGUUUAUUGUGAUUCUCAUCACGUGUCCCGCGACGGCGGCGACGCACCAGCCCUCCAGCUUCGUGUGGACACAGUGGCAGAAUGAGAUUGGGUGGGAUAACAAGUUUGUCGUGGCGGCUACUGGGCUCGUCAACCCUGCCUUCAUCUGGUCCGGCAUCGACGGCGCAGUACACAUCGCCGAAGACUGCCUCAACCCCGCGCGGACCGUCCCGCUGGCGCUCUUCAGCUCCAUCGGGCUGGGCUUCGUGACCGGCCUCGCCAUGUCCAUCGCACUGCUGUAUUCAAUCCAAGACGUCGCGGCGGCCGCGAGCGCCGAGCUGCCCUUCCUCACCAUCAUCGUCCAAGCUACGCGCUCCAAGGCCGCCGGCGCAGUCCUCAUGGCGGCGUUUUUGCUCAUCAUCAGCAUCAUGACCAACUCGAUCCAGAUGGCGAGCAGCCGGCUUAUCUGGAGCUUUUCGCGGGACAACGCGCUGCCGUUUUCCAAGCGCCUAUCGCACGUCUCGCCGACCCUCCGCGUGCCCGUGCUCCCCAUCGUGUUGAGUUGGUUCGGGGUCACGGUCCUCGGCCUGCUCUACAUCGCCAGCGACACAGUGUACAACUCGAUCAUAUCGUGCUGCAUCAUGCUGCAGAACUUUGCGAUCAGCGUCGUCGCGGUGCAGCUCAUGCUCAACGGCCGCAGGAUGAACCCCAACCGCUGGCUCAAGCUCGGCGCGUUCGGCUGGGUGGCCAAUGUCGUCACGGUUGUGUGGACGGUGUUCUCGACCGUCAUGUGGCUGUUCCCUAUCACGCCGCAUCCCACAGCGGCGGACAUGAACUACUCCAUCGCAGUCCUCGCCACAAUGGCCCUCAUCGCCGCCCUCGACUGGAUCUUCUACGCGCGCAAGCACUUCCGCGGCCCGUCCGACGCGACGCUGCAGGCGAUCGAGAGCGAGAAUCAUAUGGUGGAGACGGAUGACGUUGAGGGGGAGAAGGGGCGCGAGGCGGCGGCGGAGCGUGUUGCCUCGGUGCCGUCUAUUGAGCACUAG